Messenger RNA from Paramuricea clavata, 351 nucleotides. NCBI's taxonomy places the organism in Eukaryota, Metazoa, Cnidaria, Anthozoa, Malacalcyonacea, Plexauridae. The record is from the annotation of a GenBank genome assembly.
AUGGCUGACAUGUUCCACAGUGAUCAGGAGUAUGCCUUGCACAGAUUGUCCAAGCUGACAUUGGAUCAUGUCUUGUUGAGCAGUUUCUCAAAGAUGAAAGUGAGAUUGGCAGUACAAGUCUUGAGCCAGACGGUUUCAACAUGCUUGAUUGAAAGUGGUGAUCCUAGUGUUGUUGGAAUGGCAAUGUUCUGCCAGAUGGUCAAUGAUUUUUUCGAUUGUUCCAACGUAAGAUCUACAACAGAGCAUCAAAGGAAAAGGAAUGAUCGAAUGAGACCUUAUGAGAGUGUGGAUGAUAAGCGACUUGUUUGGAUGAAGGGUACCUUACUAAAGUACCUGGAAGAGUGGAAGUAA